Messenger RNA from Corythoichthys intestinalis (scribbled pipefish), 2130 nucleotides. It is a transcript of the gene pard6gb, whose product is annotated as par-6 family cell polarity regulator gamma b. Gene Ontology annotation, biological process: establishment or maintenance of cell polarity; centrosome cycle; regulation of cellular localization. The record is from RefSeq and is a predicted model, not a curated record. Lineage: Eukaryota; Metazoa; Chordata; Actinopteri; Syngnathiformes; Syngnathidae. The coding region runs from base 421 to 1740 and encodes 439 amino acids. The transcript is spliced from 4 exons. Gene Ontology annotation, molecular function: protein binding. Gene Ontology annotation, cellular component: cell cortex; nucleus; apical plasma membrane.
AUUCAUAGAUUGUUUGGAGUUUUAUCCAGUUAAGUUAUGGGAUGAAAACACGAUUUCAAGAGUAAAUUGAGUUGGCGUGAGCUAGCAAUCUUAAUAGUGGAAUCGAAAGCUAACGCCAAAAAAUGCUGCGUCCACGAACGAUUGGAAAUACAGGAGCACUGAUGUCAUUUCAAAACUUAAACCAAGCCUCCAAAAGUCCACACGGCGAGUUGCUCUCCGCCUUUUCUCCGGGAAAGUCUUCUACUUCUCAGAGAUCGAAGCACAUUUAUACUUUGAAAAGACUUUUGGAACGUGAAAGAAUCUAAAGCGAAGCGUCCGAAGGACUCGAUUACGAUUGGAAGCCCCCUUUCAGCGGGCACAAGUUUGUUUUUUUUGGUUUUCUCUCCCCUGUCCUCCUGUGUGCGUUUUAAAAGCAGCAAAAUGAACCGGAGCUUUACUCGCUCGCAACCCCUGCGGAACGUGGACCUAAACGCCGUGGAAGUGAAAAGCAAGUACGGCGCCGAGUUCCGCCGCUUCUCAGUGGACCGUCUAAAGCCAGGCAAGUUCGAGGAAUUCUACAAGCUUAUUCUGCAUAUCCACCGCAUCGCCAACAUGGAGGUGAUGAUCGGCUAUGCCGACGUCCAUGGAGAUCUGCUGCCCAUCAACAACGACGACAACUUCUGCAAGGCCGUGUCCACCGCACACCCCCUGCUCAGGAUCUUUAUACAAAGACAAGAAGAGAUGGACUACGCUAACUUUGGCAACAACACCAUCACCCGCAAAAAGAAGACAGUGGUGGCCCUGCGCAACAUCGACAUCAACCGUAAGAGGGCGAACAUCCGCAUCGGCAUGCCGCAGGACUUCCGACCCGUGUCCUCUAUUAUCGACGUGGACAUCCUGCCGGAAUCCCACCGUCGCGUUCGGCUGUACCGUCACGGCUCGGAUAAACCUUUGGGAUUUUACAUCCGUGACGGAACCAGCGUCCGCGUCACACCGCAGGGUUUGGAGAAGGUCCCGGGGAUCUUCAUAUCCCGGCUGGUUCCCGGCGGGCUGGCGGAAAGCACGGGUCUGCUGGCGGUUAACGACGAGGUGCUGGAGGUUAAUGGCAUUGAAGUGAGCUGGAAGUCGCUGGACCAGGUCACCGACAUGAUGAUCGCAAACAGCCACAACCUGAUUGUGACCGUCAAGCCCGUCAACCAGCGCAAUAACGUGGUGCGCGCCAGCCGCAUCUCCGGAGGUUCGGGACGGUCGUCGGACAGCGGCGGGUCCGCCGGGUACCCCGCCCCGGGAGGGACGGCGCCCUCCGGAGCACGUGGCUACCCGGACGACCUGGAGAGCGACGAUGAGACCGACGUCGUCAUUGAGAAGAGCUUGAAGCGCCCAUCCCAGAGGUCCGACGCUUCACGCUUACAGCAGCAGCAGGCACAGAGCGCCGCAGCCGCUUCCGGUCCCGCGCCGCCCAGCCCUCCAUCACGCCCCCCUUCGGUCGUCUCCACAGCUUCCUUUCACUCCCAGACCAGCCUCAACGGGGGGUCGCACCACCACCACCAGCAGCAGCAACACAGCAGCCUGAGCUACCAGCUCCUCAGAGACCUGAACCUCCAGCACAGUCAACCCGGUCACCACGGCAGCAACCCGGCCCUCCGUCACAGCAACGGGAGCCUUCACAAAAUCCUCAGCUCCUUGAAAACUGACCCGCGGCACAGCCUGGCCCUGCCCAGGGGUGGGGUGGAAGAGGACGGCACCGUCAUCACGCUAUAAUACCCGCUAAUAUCCCGCUGGCUCAAAAUGAGACUCACCAUGAUCAAGAAAUGACUGUAAUAACAGGACGUUGCACGCCAAGGAUCAAGGAAAUCAUACUGUCUAUCCACCUUGGAUUUUUAAAAAAAUGUUUCUCGUCUCGCGUCAAACAACUUUUGUAUGUAAUAUGCGUCGGAACAAAGGUGUUCUUUUUUUAAAAACGGAGUGGCCACUUUUAUCUUUUCAUUCUUAAUACUGGGACCAAACUUGGGUUUGCUUGUUGACAACUUUUUGAAAGAGUAAAUCUAUAUUUCUCGUAUUCUUGAAUGCAUGGAGUAUGCUUUUUAAUUGUCCUUUUUGAUGAUUGUGAUGAAAUCCUGUAUCUGUUUCAAUAAAUUAUUCAUUUUCAUA